Ciona intestinalis (vase tunicate) is the source of this 675-nucleotide messenger RNA. NCBI's taxonomy places the organism in Eukaryota, Metazoa, Chordata, Ascidiacea, Phlebobranchia, Cionidae. The record is from RefSeq and is a predicted model, not a curated record.
CGUUCUGUAACAUAUGUAUAGCACGUCGUAUAUUUUCAGGGCCGAGCAAUACGACAAUGAUCAAAGUGUAUUUCAACACAACUCCUACAAUACUGUUGUAUCUACUCUUGCCGAAGUCUUGCCGAAUGAAAGUAGUAACAACUACAAAAACCUGUGUUUUCUGGACAUGGGGUCAGGUACUGGAAACAUCGGCCAAGCAUUGCAUGAGCAUAGAUUUAUAGGCGUGAUAGAUGGAGUUGAAGGGAACAGUGAAAUGAACGCUGUUGCUGAGCAGAAAAACAUGCAUCGAAACCUGAUUGUGCAUUUCCUAACUCCGGAUACCCCUGUGCCCCUUGAUGACGCAAGCUAUGACGUAAUCACUUGUUGCGCGUCUCUUUCUCCCAGGAGUUUACCAGCUUCGACAGUAUUGGAAAUGGUUCGACUACUUAAACCAGGAGGUUAUAUAUGGUACACUACUCGAGACACUUCUCAGCAUAGCAUUUACAAUUCUAAACUAAACGGAUUAAUUGAUGAAAUGAUUCAAAGCGAAAAAGUAAAAGACAUAAUUCGAAGAUCGUUUUCCUACUAUACAUACGAAGUUAAGAGCGAAAAUGGCGGAACAGAAAUGUUUUCUUUACCGGGCAUCGAACGAGUUUUGAAAAUAACAUAAAAAUAAAAAUAAGUGUAAUGAUGCUA